CAAAACCCUAAAACCUAAACCCUUAAACCCCAUUGAAUGUUUGUGCACUAUUUCUUUCCAACGAAAACCCAAAUUCGUGAAGAAACGCAAUUCGCUCAAGAAUCUAUCAAUGGUGAACUCCACAAUCUCUCUCGAGAAGGUGAAAUCCUUCUGGCAUUCUAUGGUCCACGAUGAGAAGUGGGCUCUCAAUGUGAAACUGAUGCGAGCCACUGCACUGUUUGCCGGAUCAAUUUUUCUUAUGCGCAAUUAUGGGGAUCUGAUGGCAAUAUGAAGAUGGAUCAAGCUCUCCUUCGCAGCUCAAACUUUCUACGACGUGAAGUAGCAAAUAUGUAGUUGACGCUACAGAUUUAUUAUAAAAAAUGAGUGCAGUUACAUUUGUGGAUGAAAUUUAGAAUUUUAGUGGACGCUUCGCAAUUUUA
Molecule: messenger RNA, 419 nt
Organism: Rubroshorea leprosula
Lineage: Eukaryota; Viridiplantae; Streptophyta; Magnoliopsida; Malvales; Dipterocarpaceae
Source: the annotation of a GenBank genome assembly